Colletes gigas is the source of this 2168-nucleotide messenger RNA. Its product is annotated as putative leucine-rich repeat-containing protein DDB_G0290503. The transcript is spliced from 7 exons. Bases 141 to 2039 code for a protein of 632 amino acids. The record is from RefSeq and is a predicted model, not a curated record. NCBI's taxonomy places the organism in Eukaryota, Metazoa, Arthropoda, Insecta, Hymenoptera, Colletidae.
UUGUUGAUGUUUACGUGUAGAACGUGAAUGACGAAUCGUUUAAAUUAUGUCGCAAAUAUAAAUUAAACGAACCACAUAUUUAUUACAAUGGUCUCUCGAUCGAGAUAAUAUUGCAAAGUAUAAAUUCUUGUAGCGAUAAAAUGCUCGAUACAGAGCAGGAUAAUGUUCUGAAACAAGGCACUGAACGAGAUAUAAUACUCGAGGAACAUCAAACGAUCGUGGAGGAUCUCAAACGGGACUUGGAAUUAUGCAAGGUAGAACAAAAUAAUAUACGAACCGAAUUAGAAAUUCUGCAAAAUGAAAGCCCCAAAAUUAACGAUAUACAUGAGUCUUUUAAUCGAAUUCGUAAGGAAGAAUGCAAUAGCCAAGAUACGUAUAAGAAAGAAAUAGCAAAUUUACAAGAGUGUAUUACACUAUUGGAAAGUGAAAAAGAUUCGGUUCAGCAAUUGUGGCAUAUUUCAUUGAAUACAGUAAGUGCCUUAGAAGAAGAAUUAAAAAGGCUUCGUACAGAUGAGAAAAGUACACAAUUUUAUCAGGAACAUGCAAAUGCUAUUAAGGAGAGUUAUUCUGAAGCUAUUAAAAUGUUGGAGGAAAAGCUAUCGCAGACCAAAAAUAAUUUUGUUAAACAGCAAAUGCUGUAUCAGACAAGUAAAGAAAAAGUUGAAAAUUUAAGUAAAGAAAAGAAUGAACUUUUGGAGAAGUUUGAAAGUUUGCAAAAAGAUGCUCAAGAUAAAGAUAGGAAUAACCAGGUGAUGAUAGAGACACUGAAAAAAGAAUUGGCUUACACUAAAGCAGAGACUAAUAAAAUAGUACAAACCAAAUUGGAUUUGGAAAAAAAAUUGAAUGAAGUUAAGAGAUAUGCUGACAAUAUAAUGGUAAAGGAUAAGGAAACCAAGAAUAAAAUGGCAGAAGCCAUUGAACUGAUAGAAUCUGCAGUUAGGGAAAAGGAUUUAGUACUUCAUCGCGAAGUACUUGUUUUGGAAGAAAAGGCCAGAGUAGAACAUCAGUUAUCGCUAAUAGCAAAUGAAUAUGAUGCAAAGAUACGAGAAUUAAAUAAAAAAACGCAAGAAGAAAUUGAAUUAAGUACAAAUAAAUAUUUAACAGAAAUUAAAGAGCUUAAAAUAGAAUUACGAGAGAAGACAGCAUUGGUAGAGAAAACUCAAAGAGAACUGAAAUUUGCAGAAGAGGCAUUGUGUAAAAUACGUAAAGACUGCGACGUAAAAAUAUUGGAUUACGAGCAAAAAAUAAAACGCUUAGAACUUCAGUUACAGGUGUAUGAUGAAACGAUAGCUAAGAAUAGGUAUGAUAUAGAAAUUAAACAACUGAAAGAAAAAAUUACUACACUCGAAGGCGGGCUAGUUACUUCGAACAAUAAGUUACAAAAAUUGGAACAACACAGUAUAGAAGAUCAAAUAAAAAAAGCGGACCGUGAAAACAAAGACAUAACAAAGCAAUAUUCCGAUUUAGAAAGUCAAUUGACUAAAACAUUAGGCGUUAAAGAAAAUCUCGUAUUGCAAUUAAAGUCACUGAAAAGCGAUUUUGAUUAUGAAAUACAAAAAAGAGACAAUGAAAGGCAUUCUCUUGAAAAUAAAAUUCAUGAAUUGGAAAUUAAUCUUCAGAAAAGAAACUGUACGAAAGAAUCUAAAUUACAAGAUGCUUUGGCCGACGAAACAAAUCCGUACAUGCCCGAUACAAAGCAGAAGCGUACUUUGGAUAUAACGGUAGAAAAUAAGUGUCAUUGCUGCCAAAUGGUUUUUUCGGAUCAUAUGAAUAAAUUACAGGAAAAAUUUGACAAAAAAACGAAAGAAUUAAUCUAUCAUGUUCAAGUUCAUCAGAAAUUGAGUAAAAAAUGGAGAGACGAGACAAAAUUAUUGACAGCUAAAUUUCAAAGAAAAACUAAAGAACUUAAAUGUAAAUUAAGUACACUGCAAAAGGAAAAUCAUGAAUUAAGCACAGAAUUGUUAACUUGCAAGCAGCAAAUGGCGCAACAUACAUUGCAGGACAUACAAAGAUUUAAUGUAGCAAACGAAAUAAGGUGACAAUAUUUAUCUGAACAAAUUUUACACUGGAUAUCCGAUUGUGUACAUAUUAUAAGAGUAUGUAAAUUUAUUCACAUUAAAAAUACAUUUUUCACUACAGAUACAUUUUCUGUUUUUUUUUUUAAACAU